Messenger RNA from Athene cunicularia (burrowing owl), 1624 nucleotides. RefSeq lists its product as uncharacterized. The record is from RefSeq and is a predicted model, not a curated record. Bases 108 to 926 code for a protein of 272 amino acids. NCBI's taxonomy places the organism in Eukaryota, Metazoa, Chordata, Aves, Strigiformes, Strigidae. The transcript has 6 exons.
AGAUUCCACCCACGAUCGAUGUGUCAGUAAGGUUAGAUCUCAUCUUGCAGUGUCUGGUCCAGCCAGGCUCAAACAGCACUGCUGGGAAGGUGAAGGGGCUUAAUACCAUGCAAAAGAAUGGAAAAAAGCAGAAUGAAGGUGGUGUGGAGAUGAACGAGAGUUCUGCCUGUCCCAUCUUCACCAAUGUGAACAACGCUUCUAUGGGAACAUGCACAUGCAGGGUGGAGAACAUGACAAACGUGUCUGAGAACAGACAUUCUGAUCAGAACAAGCACGGGACAGUCAGCCAGCCAAAAGAGUCAGUCAUCACCAUGAAGUGCAGCUUCAAGAUUUGGUUGGAGAAUCCUGUGGUACAUGUGAAGUGGUACAAAAAUCCGUGUCUGGAGGUGAGGAAUCAAACCAAUACCACAGCUCUGGGAAAAAACUGUACCAAUCUCACCAUGUGUGCAGCCAGCACAGAAAUCUGUGGGUUUAGGAUGUUCAUCAGAAGAAUAAACUUGACGGACACUGGACACGGCCCACAGGGGACAGUUCCCAGCUGUGGCCCAUCUCAGACCAAUGUCACCAAGGUGGAGGCCUGUACAGGACUCAAAUUCUUCACAUGUAUCAUCUUCGGCUUGGCGGCCGGGACGUUUCUUUACAUGCCGAUAAUUGGCCUUAUGCUGUGGCAGUGCAGAAGGAACAGCAAAGGAAAGCUCUCAAGCAGGCAAGUGGCUACAGAGAAUCAGCUUGGCAUGGCAGCCCCAGUGACAGGGACCGAGGACCUGACCUAUGCCAACCUGAAAUUUGAAAAGAAGGAGACAAAACCCGCCUCCUCUGAUGUUGUUUACACCGAGAUCAAACCAUCGCAACAACAGCAGAGUGCAGAGGAUGCCGGUGCUGCCAACGCAGGGGUGGAUGUCUCCACUGAGGGAGAGGGCAAAUGAGGGAGAGAGAAGGGACAAGCAGCUUGUUGUACACCUGUCGGGGUCAUCAUUCCUGAAAAUAAGGCAUUAGCUCAUAAGAAGUACAAUCUUGGCGACUAAAGCCACCUAUUUGCCCCCAAAUGGAUGCCACUGUGCUUUACAUUCCCCUGGAAGAAGCCAUCUCUCGUGGUGAGGACAGGGCUCUUCCAGCUGGUUUUCCCUUUGUCUCCCCGCAGCCCCAAGUACUGUCAGGCCUUGGCAACUCCUUUCAUGGUCUUUGGUCAUUGAUGGGCUCCUCUAGCAGUUUGGUCUGUGUUUCAGUGAUGUCACGGUGGUCCAGGAAGCACUCAGUGUCUCCUGGGUGCUGGACAUGCUGGGUGGGGUGGCCAUGAGAAGUUCCUUGUGGUGCUGGAAAAGUCCUGGAGUGAUUUUCUCCAGAGCAGGUACCUGUUGUGGCAUAGGUUGAACUUGCAGUAGUUCAGUCACUUGAAACACAAGGAGCGGGUAUGAAAAGACAUCAUUUGCUUUGCAGAGGUGCAGCGCAAGUACUGCUGCAGUGAUCUACAUGGAUCUGCUUCAUAGCAGGAGUUGACGGGUAUCCUCAUGCAUGUAGAGCUCUCCUGUAAUUUUGAAAAAUAAAAUAAAAUAAAAUAAAAUGUGAUGGUUUUGCCCUCAGUGUUUCCAGUUCCAUACUGCUGAUGGAGACCCAGCUGAAGUCC